Cottoperca gobio is the source of this 11486-nucleotide messenger RNA. RefSeq names its product piezo type mechanosensitive ion channel component 1 (Er blood group) (gene piezo1). NCBI's taxonomy places the organism in Eukaryota, Metazoa, Chordata, Actinopteri, Perciformes, Bovichtidae. Gene Ontology annotation, cellular component: membrane. The transcript has 54 exons. Gene Ontology annotation, molecular function: mechanosensitive monoatomic ion channel activity. The record is from RefSeq and is a predicted model, not a curated record. The coding region runs from base 363 to 8222 and encodes 2619 amino acids.
AACACAUGCAACAAAACUUUCUUCCUCACCGAUAACUUCACUGAAACGAGUCGAUCUGCUGCUGCUGCGCACUCAGCUGAGUUAUAGACGCACAAGAAGACCAAUACAAACAGCCGACAACUACGAAACUUUAGUUUGAACGUCAAUACUUUCCACAAAAGUUUUUUUGUGUGUAUUUUUUUUUUGAUGGAAGAUCAUGAGCGAGUAUCGGAUGGUUUAUUCAUUCCUCUGUCACAUUUGAUCAAUCAACCCCGAUGGAGCCGCAUACGUUAGCGAACAAGUGUUUCUGCCCUGAUCUAUGGUAGUUAUUAAUAUCAAUAUCGUUUUUGAUCAUCGGGGACUGAGUAUUGAUCUGUGCUGACAUGGAUCUUCAGGUGAUUGUCUGGCUGUUCUACUGCUUUCUGAUGCCCACCGUGCUGUUAACAGCUAGUCUUUUUCGCUACAACGUCCUGUCACUGGUCCACUUCCUCUACCUGCUGCUGCUGCCAUGGUUCCUGUGUCCCAACAAGCACACAAUCGGAGGUCACACAGGUCGGUUUAUCAGAGCAGUAUUCUGCACCAGUCUACUAUUUGUACUGGCUCAUAUUUGCUUCCAGACAGUACUAUACACAUAUCCUCCCCUCAACAUCGCCAUCGGGGAUAACUGUUCACAAUGGGACACCAUAACCAGGCACAUAGGACUGUCCAGGCUUCCCUUAGAUGAUCCUUGGAGUGUGCUACGCCUUCUGUGUCCUGACCUCGGUGUGUGCGUGGUUGCCUUGACAACAAUGGUCCUCUGCCGAAGAUUAGUGAGGAACAGAGAAAUGGUUGCUGCUGCCAACAUUACAUCGCUUGAAGAUGAUCCAACAGAAAGAAACACAGACGAUGAGGAGGAGGCGGAGCAUAAGGAAAAGGAGGAGGAGGAGGAGGAGGAGGAGGAGGAGGAGAAGGAAGGGGCAUCAGGAGAUGAAGAUGAGGAAGAAAGGUCAUUACCUGGUGACCCUGACGAAGAGAUUUCCACAGCAACAAGAGCCAAGCAGCUAGCUGAGCGUCUGAAGGCCAAUGCCCGGAAAAUUUUACGGGACCUGGGAAGAGUCUUGGCCAUCAGCCUGCUGGCUCUGGCUGGCAUCACACUGCCCUCUGCCUUCUCAGCCGUCUACUUCCUGCUUUUCAUCGGCGUGUGCACAUGGUGGGCGUGCCACCUUCCCAUCAGUCACCUGGGUUUCAAUGCCCUGUGUGUGAUGGUGGGCUUCUUCACUGCUGGUCACAUGGUUUGUCUGUACUUAUACCAGAGUCUGCUGGCCCAGGCCCUGUUCCCCCCACACAGUCUGUGGGCCAGACUCUUUGGUCUGAAGGACAUCAUCAUAGCAGGAAACUGCUCCUCGCCUUAUGACCUUAACCUCAAUGCUGAUCAUGAUUGGCCAGUGUAUGUGAACCCAGGAAUACUGUUCCUUCUCUACAUUACCAUAACAACUGUUCUCAAGACAGGGUGUCAUGGAACAUCUAACCAGGUUAAAGAAGAGCAGCAGCAGAAGAAAGUAGAAGAGGAGGAGAUGGUGGAGUUAAGGUCAUGGAAUCAACAGAAAGAUAACUAUGAAGAUGACACACAGCUCAUGCUUCAGUCGAUGGGCUCAGAAAGCAGCAGAGCAGGAACUAUAGCUGAAGAGAGUCCGCCAGAUCUCGGUGCUAGUGGGGCCCCCAGUGGCCCCCACCAGACUGAAAGCCCGUUUUUCCUGCUGGGAAAGGUGGUCAUGCAGCAGAGCUAUGUCUGUGCUCUCAUAGCCAUGAUGGUUUGGAGCAUCACAUACCACAGCUGGCUGACCUUUGUGCUGCUGCUGUGGGCGUGUCUCAUCUGGAUGCUGCGAGCCAGACGCCAUGCAGCCACACUGUGCUCUCCGUUCAUCCUGCUUUAUGGCGUGGCUCUUUGCUGUCUGCAGUAUGUCUGGGCCAUGGAACUUCAGCCUGAACUGCCCACCACUGUGGGCACCAUGAGCCUCAGACAGUUGGGACUGGACAGAGCCCAGUACCCCUGUCUAAGACUGGGAGCUAUGCUCCUGUUUACUUUAACCUUCUGGCUGUUAGUACGUCAGUCAGUGAAGGAAAACUUCAGCAUGAAGAGGAAAAUGGACUCACCACUACAGGAGGUCACUACAGGAGAAGAAGGGGCUGCUAAUGAAUCGGUGCUGAAUGUUCUGGGAGGCAUGGUGAUGAGCUCUUAUGCCAAAUACUGGAUUUACGUGUGUGGAGGGAUGUUCAUCAUGGUCUCCUUCGCUGGAAAACUUGUUGGAUACAAGAUCAUCUACAUGCUACUGUUCCUGCUCUGCCUCUGUCUCUAUCAGGUGUACUACUCUCUGUGGAGGCGUCUGCUGAAGCUCUUCUGGUGGCUUGUUGUGGCCUACACUAUGCUGGUGCUGAUCUCCAUCUACACUUACCAGUUUGAAGACUUCCCUGGAUACUGGAGAAACUUUACUGGUUUUACAGAAGAACAGCUGGCAGCGAUUGGUCUGGAGACGUUCGCUCUGUCUGAACUCUUCAGCAGUAUUCUGAUCCCCGGCUUCUUCCUGCUGGCCUGUAUCCUGCAGCUGCACUACUUCCACAAACCCUUCAUGCGAAUCACUGACCUGGAGGAUGUUACACCUAUACGCAGGAAGAAGAACCGCGAGAGGACUGAGCAGAUUGGUUCUGGCAAUGUGGGAAUGAACUUUGAAGAGGAAGACCUGGUUAAUAACAUUGAUGAGGAAUCUGAAGACGAAGUGGAGUUGGUGCUCAGUAAGUGGGGUCUGGUGAUGGACAGGAUACUGGUUCUGUCCAGAAGGUUCUCUGACAAUCUCAGCAGAGUUCAGGAGUUUAUCUGGAGGCUUCUGGAGCUCCACAUCCUCAAGAUGGUUGCCUUUUUCUCUGUGUGGGUUUCACUCGAAGAGCCCUCCGUGAUGAACCUGGUCCUGGUGGUGCUGUGGUCUCUGGCGAUGCCCUACGUUCGCUUUGGGCCCAUGGCUUCCUGUCUGUCGACAGUCUGGGUGUGUGUCAUCAUCAUGUGCAAGAUGCUGUACCAGCUCAGUGUUGUCGACCCUGUUGGGUACUCCAGUAAUUGUAGCCUGCCUCGAACAAAUGAAACCAACCUGCUACAAGAAGAGAUGAUGAACUCCUCUCUGUACAAGGACCCAGUGGAUCCAGCCAGAUGGUUUGGAAUCAGGAAAGAUGCAACAGUACUGGGAUACAGCAAGAACCAUUUAAUAGUGCUGAUGCUGUUGGUGUUUGAGGCAACAGUGUAUCGUCACCAGGCUCACCACUACCGUCAGCUCCAGCGAUCUCCUCCCACCAUCACUGCUCUGUUCCCCGCCGCCACCAGGGACACUCUGGACAAGGGCCUCAUACCCUGCUUCAAGUACCUGCUCAACUACACCUUCUACAAGUUUGGAUUAGAGAUUUGCUUCCUGAUGACGGUUAAUGUGAUUGGCCAGCGGAUGAACUUCUUGGUGAUAAUUCAUGGCUGUUGGUUGGUAGCCAUCUUGGUGAGGCGGCGGCGGGCAGCUAUGGCCAUGAUCUGGCCCAGAUAUUGUCUCUUUCUGUCCAUCUUCAUGAUUUACCAGUAUCUUCUGUGUGUGGGCAUACCACCUGCUCUCUGUAUAGACUACCCAUGGCGCUGGAACACUCCAGUGUUGAUUAACUCAGCUCUCAUUAAAUGGAUCCAUCUGCCUGACUUCUACACUGUGCCUAACUCUAAAAACCUCAUAGCGGACUUUGUGCUGCUGAUGUGUGCGUCCCAGCAGUGGAAGGUGUUUGAGUGUGAGCACACAGAGGAGUGGAUGGUUCUUGCAGGAGAGAACACAGACCACCCUGAACCAAUGGAAGGUCGACUAUUUAACCCUGCACCCAACUUCAUCAACUGCAGGAGUUACCUGGACAUGGCUAAAGUGUUGGUCUUUCGUCACCUCUUCUGGUUUGUGCUGUCGGUGGUCUUCAUCACUGGGGCCACCAGGAUCUCUGUGUUUGGACUGGGCUACCUGCUCGCCUGCUUCUUUUUUCUGCUGUUUGGUACGCAGCUAUUGGUCAAAUCAUCCAGGACCCGCCUCGCACUGUGGGACUGUCUCAUCAUCUACAACGUGGCUGUCAUCAUAUCUAAAAACAUGUUAUCAAUCCUGGCGUGUGUGUUUGUGUUUGAGAUGCAGAAGGGCUUCUGUUGGGUCAUUCAACUCUUCAGCCUGGUUUGCACGGUCAAAGGAUACUAUGACCCGAAAGCAGUGAGUGACAAGACCUGCAGCCUCCCAGUAGAAGAGGCAGGGGUCAUCUGGGACAGUAUUUGUUUUCUCUGCCUGUUGCUACAGAGGAGAGUCUUCCUCAGUUACUACUUCCUGCAUGUGAUGGCAGAGCUGCAGGCUUCUGCCAAGCAGGCUUCGAGGGGGUUUGAGCUCUUCAGAGCCAGUAUCGUGAAGAACAUUACAUUCCACCAACAAGCUGAGAGGAAAUCUCUGUCACAGCUCAAGAGAUCGAUGCAGAGAAUUCGCUCCAAGCAGCAGAAGUACAAAGAUGGACAUAAAACAAGUGAAGAUUCUAACGACAGUCAGACUGCUGAGACCCAGAAAGACAAGAAGAGUUCCAGGAAGAAGAAGUGGCACCAGCCAUGGUUGGACCAUGCUUCAGUGCUCCACUCAGGAGAGUACUACCUGUUUGAAUCAGACAGUGAGGAUGAAGAGGAGUCUGAAGAACAGAAACCUCAGAAACAGACCGCCUGUCAGCUGGCAUACCAGGCGUGGGUGACCAGUGUGAAAACAGCUUUGAGAGAACGUCAGAGACACCAGAGACAGAUCAGGAGGAUUGAGAGAAAAGAGAAAGAGAAGGAAGGAAGAGUGGAUUCACAACAGGAGGCUUUUUCUGUGAUAGGUUGUGGGGACAAUGAUGUGUUUGAGGACCCCGGCCUUCAGGAGGAGCAGCCAGAGGAACAGCAGUCUGGUCAUGGUGAGAUGGUUCAGAGGAUCUUGGAUAUCCUGCGCUUCUUAUUGGCCAUAGUUUUGGCUAUGGUGGAUGGACUGACUCACUGGCUCAACCUGCUUACUAAACAGUACAGAGAGACAUCUACUGUUUUGUGCAAUGAACGCUACUUCGUCAUACACAAGAUACAGCAGCAUAAUACAGCAGACUCCACAGAUGACCAGGUAUCUCAGGGCAGUGAGAGUCCCACACUGGAGACUUGUUCGGAUGACACAGAUGCAGACUCCACCAGAUACAGCUGCCUUGAGAUGGAUAGCAGGGGUGUGACAGGCAGCUCGACCCCCAGGCCAAGGCUCAACAGCACUGGGAACCUGUUGAGUCCAGAACCCCCAUCCAGCAGCAUGGAGCUGGUACCAUCCAAACAAAACACUCACAGACACUCCAGAACAGCCAGCGAGCUGCUGGGAGACAAGCAGUUCUUCAUUGAGGAGCUAGAACAGAGCAGAGAGUUCUAUAACAGCCAGAGCCGUCUGCUGAAGCUGUUGUUUGCCUUGUACAACCUGCUGGCAGCCAACUCAGAGCUAGUCUGCUAUUUUAUCAUAGUGUUAAACAACGGGGUCAGUGCCUCUGUGAUAUCACUGUUCCUCCCUAUCCUGGUGUUCCUAUGGGCUAUGUUGUCUGUUCCAAGACCAACCAAGAGGUUUUGGAUGACUGCUAUAGUCUACACAGAGGUGAUGGUGGUGGUGAAAUACCUGUUCCAGUUUGGAUUCUUCCCUUGGAACAGUGCUUAUGAGAUGACUUUAAAUGAAGACAAACCAUUCUUCCCACCUUGCAUCCUGGGCCUGGAGAAGACUGACAACUACAUCCGAUAUGAUCUUCUUCAGCUGCUGGCUCUGUUCUUCCACAGGUCCCUGCUCAUGCGUUAUGGCCUGUGGGACCACGAAGGCCCCCUGGAGGAGCAGAGCCCCUCACCAGAAAGUUGUAAGGAUGAAGGAAAAACUAAAGAAGGAGAUGAAGAUGGAAGGAGGAAGGAUGGGAGAGGAGAAGAGGAGGAGGAGGGCAGAGUUCGCUCAACAUCUACCCUGGAUAACCUGGCAAUCACUGAACUGGACCAACUUGAAAAGGAUAAUGUGGACUAUGUUAAACCGAGUACCAGCUCGGUCGCUGCUACCACACAACCUCCUGCAGCUGAAGCAGCACCCAGUGGGUCAAAAGAUGGACAGGAAACUGCUUCUGGGCUGAAGGACAUGUUGAGUCUUCCCAGCAUGCAGAGGAAGGAUAAGAUGGAGGCAGACAAUGAGCAGUUGAUAGAGGAAGUCCCAAAGAAAAGCAGCAGUCUCCGCUUCCGCAGGAAACCUAAACAACCCAAAAAACAGAGCAGCAAAGUGGAGCCCACAGCUGAGACUGCAGAUCCCUGCGAAGAACCAGUGAAGAAGAAGAAGAAGCAGAAAGGUCGGAGGAGAGAGGAAGCCAGUCAGAGAUUGCUAGCUGCGGGAGAAAAGAUAAAACAUGUCUGUAUCUCUGGUAUUCAGAGUGUUUACAGGCCGGCUCAGGGAUUCUUCAGUGGUAUUCUCCAUGCUGAGUAUCGUGCUGCCACAGAUGUCUAUGCGCUCAUGUUCCUGACUGAUGUCAUUGACUUCAUCAUCGUUGUCUUUGGUUUUUGGGCCUUUGGGAAACACAGUGCAGCAGCUGAUAUAGCCUCCACCCUGUCAGAGGACCAGGUUCCUGAGGCCUUCCUGGUGAUGCUGCUCAUCCAGUUCAGCACUAUGAUCAUCGACAGAGCCUUGUACCUCCGCAAGGCUGUUUUAGGAAAACUCAUCUUCCAGUUGAUCCUUGUGUUUGGGAUCCACCUGUGGAUGUUCUUCAUCCUGCCUGCUGUCACUGAAAGGAAGUUCAAUAAGAACUUUGUGGCCCAGCUCUGGUACUUUGUCAAGUGCAUUUACUUCGGCCUUUCAGCCUAUCAGAUCCGCUGUGGAUACCCCACUCGUAUCCUCGGCAACUUCCUCACCAAGAAAUACAACCACCUCAACCUGUUUCUCUUCCAAGGGUUUCGUCUGGUGCCAUUUCUGGUGGAGCUGCGAGCAGUGAUGGACUGGGUUUGGACUGACACCACUUUGUCUCUUUCUGACUGGAUGUGUGUGGAGGACAUUUAUGCCAACAUCUUCAUCAUUAAAUGCAGCCGUGAGACAGAGAAGAAAUACCCACAGCCUAAAGGACAAAAGAAGAAGAAGAUGGUGAAAUAUGGCAUGGGUGGACUUAUCAUCUUCUUCUUGAUCUGCAUCAUCUGGUUUCCUCUUCUCUUCAUUUCAUUGGUCCGAUCAGUGGUGGGUGUGGUCAACCACCCCAUCGAUGUCACAGUGACUGUGAAGCUGGGAGGAUACGAGUCAUUGUUCACCAUGAGUGUGCAACAGCAGUCCAUCCAGCCCUUCACAGAGGCUGAAUAUGACCAACUCACCCAAAAAUUUGGAGACAAUGCGGUAGCCAUGCAGUUCAUCACGUUAUACAGUUAUGAGGAUAUUGUGACGGCCAUGAUCGAAGGUAGUUCAGGAUCGGUAUGGAGGAUCAGCCCUCCCAGCAGACAGGAAGUCAUUAAAGAACUGCUUGGAAGUCCAGUUGACCUAACACUGCGUCUGGCCUGGAAUUUCCAGAGGGACCUAGGUAAAGGAGGGACAGUGGAACACACAUCUGACAAACACUCUAUAGACCUGGAACCUGGGAACCCAGUCAGAGCAGAUCUGGCUUCACUACUGGUUGGAAAUCGCACUGAGCCUGUGCAUGUUCCUAAUAUGUUCCCUAACUACAUCCGUGCCCCCAAUGGAGCUGAGGCCAAACCAGUUGCUCAACUAUAUAAAGGUAAUGAAGAUGCUUUCCUGAAUAUAACCUUGUCCCUGAUGAGUGACAGGUCACUGAAUGGCAGUGGGAACCAAGAGUGGUGGGACAUUGCCAUUGCAAACUGUGCCCCCUCCUCAUGUGGAGUUCUACCUAUGGUUAUAUUCAAUGACAAAGUCAGUCCACCAAGUCUGGGUUUCCUGGCUGGAUAUGGGAUCAUGGGUCUGUAUCUGUCUGUGGUGUUAGUCAUUGGGAAGUUUGUUCGUAGCUUCUUCAGUGAGAUCUCCCACUCCAUCAUGUUUGAGGAGCUGCCCUGUGUGGAUCGCAUCCUGAAGCUCUGCACAGACAUCUUCCUGGUGCGUGAGACAGGAGAGCUGGAGCUAGAAAAGGAACUUUACUCCAAACUGAUCUUCCUCUAUCGAUCUCCAGAGACGAUGAUCAAAUGGACCAGGGACAUGUACAGUCGAGAACAAGACAGACACUGACUGACUGAUUAUGUUUGGUUGUAAUAGAACAUAGUGAUAUCUGAAGCGCGCUACAAAGAUGUCCAGGAGACAGCACAAGGACGGCUUCUUGAGAACACUCCUUACCAGAGUGGACACUGCCUUACAGCCAAGGAGACAAAUGAAAGGAGAUGUACACUCAUAGACACACUGAAUGAAACAAAUCCUUUUGCUGGACGAUUGUUGCUGUUGCAUCUUUUCAGCUGCCUGAGCACUUUUAUCAAACUACCUUACACUACAGACUAUUAAGAGUGCAGUUGCAAUCUCACAGUGUGUGGGAUGGAUAGCAGCUGGAUGUUUGUCCUGCAGGAUUUGGACAUAACCGCCCUAGAAUUCAAAAUAAGCAAUCAAAUUGAGCUAUGUUAAUAGUCAGAGUUCAAAGGUCUGAGAGACACUUCACUCCCGUCCUCGGUGCAUUUGAGCCAAGCAGGUGGAGUGACUGUGUGGCUGAAACACCCUCCAAGUGUUGCGCCAUCUGAAGUUACUGUAUGAGUAUGCUGAUUGAUUUGACAACAUACCAUGCUGUCAAUCAAACGCGCAAAGGUUUGUUUAAAUCAUUAAUUCUUGUAAAUGCAACAUGUGUGUGCAGCAGCCAUGUUUGUUUGACUUUACAUCAUGAACUGAGAUUUUACCAAAAAGGUCUGCUUUAAAGGCCUUUUUAGGUUGUAAGAAGUCGCCAAAUUCUGAGUUUGGACUAUUUAAAAGCAGCUCUUUCUGUUCCCGGCCACCACAGGCAAAAUAAUGAAGCAUAUGUGGCAUGAACACUAAACUUCUAAGUUAAAAAACGUCUGUCACUAUUGUGUUGGCUCACAGACCUCGUGAUCUUAAAAACUCUGAAAGAAAUCAGACUCAUUGUCAGACAGUGGCCCUGAGAGCUCUGUAAUGCGCUGACAAGACAUAACAUUAGCUGCAUAAAGAGAAAACACAACCACACGACAACGUAAAAUGUUUCCAGGGGACACUAAAAAGUGAUGCACACGGCUGGGACACGCUUGUCUCCAUGGUUAAGAAGUUAUUGGACUCAGGUAAGAAAGUUAGCUAAAAUGUAGUUAGGUUGUUUUGGUUUAUUUUAACAUUGUGAUCAAAUGAUUCAGAGAUCAUUGCAGAUGUCUGCUGUUAACCCAGCGUGAGGCUUUUGCUUAUUGUUAUCCUGCCAUUUCAAAUAAUCUGAUGAAAUACGCGCAAUUAAUUGUGAAACAGGAUAACGCUUUGUUAGCUGGCUAUAGUUACUUUCACUAAGUGACCUUCAAGGACGAAAAUAAAUUUGAAAUGGUUUAAUUAAUGCUGUAAAUUUUCUUAUUGUACACAUUACAUUUUUGAGUUAUUAGAAUGACUUAUAUUACUAAUUUAUGUUAUAUACUGUGGUAAGACUAUAUAUUCGGACUUGCAGAAUUAAGUUAUAUUAUUAUAUAUAAAAAUGAUUCCAUAAUCUUCUAUAGCACUUUAACUACUAUUUAAUUUAUAUAUUUACAUGUGUAACAGUUUAAUUGUUAUAUCCUGUUCCUCUAUCCAAAGAGUUAGUUAGUUCCUUCCCUGUCGUAGUUUUGUGGGACAGGUGUGAGUGUUGAGUGGAGAGUCUGCUGAGAACCCAGAGAGAGUGAAGUUCACUGUCUGACCAUAUUGGUGUUGAUUAAAGAAGAUUAUUCAAAGGAAAAGUAAUUAAAAGACAAAGAAAUAAAGAAUUUGUAACGACAAGAAGGGCAGCAGUUACUUAAUUGUUAACUGUUGAAAAAAUGAAACAAAGUGAUAGCUUUCACUUUAUUUGUCUAGUCAGCAAAACCUGCCAGUUGUGUAACUUUCUUAUCCCCUAUUAUUAUUAUUAUAGGUUCUGAAAGACAGUCUGGUGAAGAUGUUUUUAUGUUAUUCUUUCUUAAUGUGCAGUAUGUUACGCUCUCAGGGCCACUGUAUUGUCACACAGGAAUGUGGCUGGCUGUUUUAGCUGUUCCAGACAGCACACUGCCGUUUCCUUUUCUACCUGAAAGUACACGUUGUAUUUGUUUAUUUACACUCUGAUUUAGACAUUAUAAAUACAAUAUGUUGCUACUGUAUAGGAAUCUUGUUUUAUACACAACAAAUGUAUGGAGAUACAAAUCAACCAGCCAUGUUUGAACAACCAAAGUACUUACUGGAUUUUUCACUGAUGGGUCAUUACCCUCCAAGUGUAAGUUAUAUUUAUCUGAACAGCAAAACAACACUCAAAAAAUUCAUAGGUGCAACCUUCUGCAAACUUUGAGAUGUUUGUUGCUGCAACUUUUCAGAGAAAAUGCAUCAGAAGACAAAGAAUCAUGUAAAUAAAUCUAAGUGGCUGAUACCAGCUAAUGACUGUGAAAAGGUCCACUGUGACAGCUUUCCCCACUCACUCAGCUGGAGAGAAACAAGCUAAUAAAGCACGUCUGUCUGUUGAAAUGGUCGUUUAUCAAUCAAAAUGUCCACAGGAAGAUGCAAUGACAAGGAGUUCUACAAGAUUCCAAAUUCUUAAUUGAACAUUUCCACCAACCACUGUGUGUUUUCCUGGUGGAAGAAGGCUCAGGACAAACUUUCCUCCAAACAACUUCUAGAAAAUCUGACAAUUUGGUCAAGACUGGGAAAGAUAUGGACUUGUGAGCUGGUCAGGUUGUGUACUCUACUCACAGCCAGAGGACAUCACUAUGAUGUUAUCUGGCUGUGACUAGAGUACACAACAUCACUAUGAUGUCAUCAGGUUUAUUUUAUCACUCCAGAGCCACAGAAGCCAUCACACAACUUCAGCAUUAAAGUUGAGCUACUGCCGCCUUAAAGGCAGAAAUGGAAAUGUUCAUGUUCUCAGCUGGGAUUAUAUCUAGUUAUUGGAGUAGUUAUCUGACUAACAUCAAACUUUUUUUAUAAUCUCAUCAUUCUGUUAGUAAUGAUUGGCUGUGAGAUGUUUGGAUUGAUUCUUUGUCAGGAAAUGGAGCACAGAUCAUCAUAGUGCUGGCAUUAAAGCUCUACAGUAUUUCCUGAAUGUAAUGACCAGUUUACCUUUUUAACUCCAGUUUCCUGUAAUAUGAAGCUCACGCAGUCAGAAACAUAAUUUAGGAACAGAUCACAUUAACCAUGAACAUGAGACAAUGUACAAAAACAAGGGUUUUAAAUUGAGUGAGAAAGGUAUAAUCCUAAAGAGCACUGCUCGGGUUGCUGCAUUCAUCUUGUGAUUAUUGCGCCACAUGGCCUGGUAUGAGAUGAUAAUAAAACAUAAAAUGAAUUCUGUUAUUAUGGGAUUCAACCAAA